This is a messenger RNA of Daucus carota subsp. sativus, 3566 nucleotides long. Its product is annotated as putative inactive cadmium/zinc-transporting ATPase HMA3. The record is from RefSeq and is a predicted model, not a curated record. Gene Ontology annotation, biological process: transmembrane transport; monoatomic cation transport. Gene Ontology annotation, cellular component: membrane. Bases 193 to 3345 code for a protein of 1050 amino acids. Lineage: Eukaryota; Viridiplantae; Streptophyta; Magnoliopsida; Apiales; Apiaceae. Gene Ontology annotation, molecular function: ATPase-coupled monoatomic cation transmembrane transporter activity; metal ion binding; ATP binding. The transcript has 9 exons.
GGGACGAUCUUAACCACUUGAGCUAUGAAACACAAAAAAGAUAUAUAACUGAAAGAGAGCAUAAGAUAAUAAAGAUAUAGGAAAAGUGGGUGCAAAGAGAUUAUUUAAGGAGGUUAUAUUAUUGUUGAUCAUUCUCUCAGUAUUCACAACGUGUGCGUGUAUGUAUUAUGUAAGAGGAAGAAAAGGAAGAAGAUGGAAACAGAAAAGAGAUCAUCGCAGUCGUCGUCGGUGAAUAAAAGUUAUUUGGAAGUGUCGGGAAUAUGCUGCAGUUCAGAGAUUCCGUUGAUAGAGAGGAUAUUGAAGCCGCUGGAGGGAGUAUUGGAGGUGACCGUCAUCGUUCCGUCCAGAACCGUGAUCGUUCUCCACCACUCCCUGCUUAUAAACCAGCUCCAGAUGGUGAACGCGCUGAAUAAAGCAGGAUUGGGAGCCAGUGUGAAAGGCAGAGGUGGAGCAGGGGAUCAUGUGAAUAACAACCAUAACAAGAAGAAGAAGAAGAAUAGAUGGCCAAGCCCCUUUGUAAUAGCUUCAGGAUUCUUGGUUCUCUCAGCUCUUAUACUCCAGCACGUCUAUCAUCCUCUCCGUUACCUGGGCCUGCUUGCCGUUGCACUUGCUAUCUUCCCCAUUUUCCUCAAAGCCGUUGCUGCACUACGCAACUUUAACCUCUCCAACAUCAACAUUCUUGUCCUUAUCACAGUUGCCGGAUCCAUUGUGCUAAAAGAUUAUGUAGAAGCCGGGACCAUCGUUUUCUUAUUCACAUUUGCUCAAUGGCUGGAGUCCAAGGCAAGUCACAAGGCCACUUCUGCCAUGUCAUCACUGGCAAACAUAGUCCCUCAAACUGCACUCAUCGCUGAAACCGGGGAACGCCUCAAUGCUGAUCAAGUCCAGCUCAACACCAUUCUCUCCAUUAAGCCCGGUGAGGUUAUCCCCAUUGACGGAGUUGUUGUGCAGGGAAAUUGUGACGUCGACGAGAAGACUUUAACUGGCGAAUCUUUUCCCGUUUCUAAACAAACUGGCUCCACUGUCUGGGCGGGCACCAUCAAUCUAAACGGUUAUCUGAGUGUUAACACCACGGCUCUAGCUCAAGAUUGUGUGGUGGCUAGGAUGGCAAACCUUGUUGAAGAGGCUCAAAAGAAUAAAUCAAAAACGCAAAGAAUCGUUGACAAAUGCACAAAAUAUUACACCCCCUUAAUUAUAGCGGUGGCUCUCUGCUUAGCCAUCAUUCCCUCUGCAAUAAGAGCGCAUAAUUUAAGUGAGUGGUAUCGCUUGGCAUUGGUUGUUUUGGUGAGCGCAUGUCCUUGUGCACUUGUCCUGUCCACCCCAGUGGCUGCCUUCUGUGCGCUUUCAAAUGCAGCUAAAUCAGGUCUUCUUGUCAAAGGAGCAGAGCAUCUCGAGACUCUGGCUAAAGUUAAGAUCAUGGCGUUUGAUAAAACGGGUACAAUUACCACAGGGGAGUUUGUUGUUGCAGAUUUCAGACCACUUGUACAGGAUGAUCAUAUGACCUUGCACAAGCUACUAUACUGGGUUGCAAGCAUCGAGAGCAAGUCAAGUCACCCAAUGGCAGAAGCGCUAGUUAAAUAUGCAAAGUCUUAUACUGUUGAGCCCAAGCCAGAUGACGUUGAGGAGUUCUAUAACUUUCCAGGUGAAGGAAUUUGUGGAAAAAUUGAUGGAAAAGACAUAUAUGUUGGGAACAAAAAAAUCGCGGUUCGAGCAGGAUGUGCAACAUUACCAAUCAUAGAAGAUGAUGAAAUGGAAGGAAAGUCCAUUGGAUACAUAUUCUCAGGGUCUGUUCCUGCUGGAAUUUUCAGCCUGUCUGAUGUUUGUCGAACUGGAGUCAAAGAGGCCAUCCAAGAGCUUAAAUCAAUGGGCAUAAAAACAGCUAUGCUUACAGGAGAUCAUCAAGCGGCAGCAAAGCACGCACAAAAUCAGAUCGGGGGUGCUCUGGAACUUGUCCAUGCAGAACUUCUGCCCGAAGACAAGGCAAGAAUAAUCAAGGAUUUUCAGCGUGAAUCGGCCACUGCAAUGAUCGGCGAUGGCCUAAAUGAUGCUGCAGCAUUAGCCACUGCUGAUAUUGGUAUUUCCAUGGGAAUUUCUGGUUCAGCACUAGCCAUGGAAACUGGGAACAUAAUUCUCAUGUCAAAUGAUAUUAGAAAGAUACCACAAGCUGUUCGACUAGCAAGGAAAACGAAACAAAAAAUCCUGGAAAAUAUAUUUCUGUCAAUUGUCACCAAGACUGCUAUAGUGGUUCUGGCUAUCAUGGGGCAUCCACUUGUUUGGGCUGCUGUUCUUGCAGACGCAGGGACAUGCUUACUAGUUAUUUGCAACAGUAUGCUACUCUUAGCACAUGAGCACAACCAUGGUAAACGAAUUUUCAGCAGAGCUGCUCACAGCCACAAGCAUUGCUGCUCGGGUACUCAAACAGUGAAGAAACACAAACAAAAAAGAUGUUCUUUCAGGACAUGCUGUGUGCAGAGUCACUCCAAGAGGACGGGCUUGGCUAAAGGUCAAGGUUGUUGUGAAGUUGAUGAUGAUGAAGCUAAAGGAGUACAGCACAACAUAGCCAUUUCGAAUUCAAAAUCUCAUUGUCACCAGCGUUGUUGCUCUGCCAACAAAGUUGAGACAAAGUGUAUUUCUCAUUUCCAUUCUCCAAAGCAUCCAUGUGAAUCUGUGAGUCCAAAAUCAUGUGGGGAGAUUGAGCCACUCCGCAAAUCUACCGAAACUGCUGGCUGCUGUGAAUAUGAUGAUAACAAGCUCGAAAAGGUGAAACACACAAAGCAUGCUAAUCAUGGUGGUUGUGAAGAGAGUGACAAGUUUAAAGAGGCAAAACACGUGAACCAUCAUGGUAUAUGUGACAUAGUCCAUUCACAUGAAGAAGAAGAAGAAGGAGAAGAAGAAGGUGUUGAUUUGGUUGCCAAAGGACAUGGAUGCUGCUCAACAAGCUGCCAGUCUGAGUAUGAGCCCAAGUCGUGUAGCCCAAUUUAUGACACAAGUCACUGUCACCAUGAAAAGUCCAGUAGCAUAAUUAGCCAUGAACGUUUAGAAGAAGAUGCUGAUGAUCGAUCUUUGAGUUGUCCAGGUGCAGAGCAACAGGCCGCGAUUUUAAGGGCCAAUAAGCAUUGCCAUAUGAAAAGUUGUGAAAAUGAGCACAACAUUAGUGAGUAUCAAGUGCGGAACAUGGUGAAGAGUUGUGGGCACACUGAUUGGGCAUCAUCACCUACUCCUAGCAGCGCUGUGUAUUCAAAUAUACAAGUGAGACAUGUUAGGGGUUGCUGUAAGAGUUUGAGCAAGGAGUGUUGCGGCAAGGCUCCAGUCUUUGGAGGGGGGUUAUCAGAAAUCGUGAUCGAAUAAAUUAAAAUAACAAUAAUAAUAAUGUAACAUGGAAACUUGAUGUGUUUUUUCGCAAUACAAGGUUGAUGGUUAGAUGAUGUUUGAUAAGUAUAAUAGAUAGAAAAGAAGAUGGCUGCUUUCUGCUGGUCUACACAAAAUCAUACACUAAUACUUGUCUGUGUCAUUCUCAUAUCAACGCAUCUGGUUUUGGAGUCCAUAAAUGAUGAAUUCCAAUUCAUUCA